AUGAUUGAUUUUCGAAGAUCAUAUUUAACUCCAAUAGCAUUACGGCAUAAUACUUUAUCAUCUUGUAAGGAAACCGGAACUAGCAGUACAUACGAUAUUGGAAAUAGUGACAAUAGCAGUGAGAGACUUUGUACAGUUCCAACAAAAUAUUAUCAUAACAACGUGACGACAUCGAUUACCAUCCCCUACAACAUCACUCAUUCAAAACAGUCCUCAGCAGUUGUACUGCAGAAUGCUCAGAAGGAAACUAAUAAAGUAGCGGUCGGAGUGGUAACAUUUAAACAAAAAAAGCAUCUCAUAAGAGGAUCUCAUCCAUUCGUGAUGACACAGCCAACCGACUGCUCUCAAAGCGUCUGCCUAUCUCAAAAUCUUCUACCUCCAAUUCAUGAAACACUAACGUCAUUUCGUCAGCCUUCGUCUUUAUUGAAUGAUAUGAUGGCUCCUGGAAGUCAUCGUCAUCGUCUUCAAAAUCAGAUGACAUCAACGGAUGUGGAACGAUCUCUUGAUAGUUUCGAGCGAAACCAACAACAUAUCACUGCACAACCAUCUGGUACAUCAAAAAAUACGACUGUCAUGCAGGAUGUUUGUUCCGGUGUUAGUAGUGAUGUUGAUAAUAGCGAUACAAUAUACACUCAGCAACAAAUUACGGCGAUGGUAUCGGAUGCUGAUUGUAUGUACAAUCGACGACAGCUUGCUACAACGGAACAACCUAAUGCUAUGAAUUCGUAUCAUCAAGACUUAACAGCGGAAUUGAUACCAGCGACCAGCAUUGUCAGUAAUGAUCGUUCUGAUGAACGGCACUAUUAUACAGCAACGACUGGCUCGCGUCCUCAGCAACAUUUUAUACAUAAUAAUUAUACUCCAUCCGGUCUUUCUCAGCAGCAGAUGCUGACGAACACACGAAAUGCAGCAACAUUGGCGGAAAAGUUACCUGGAUUACAAAGACAAACUUGUCAAUUUAUCAAUGCCACUGAAACUGACCAUAACAGUGGGGCAGGACCGUACAUGGUAGUGAAUCAGCAACAGUCUGUUAGUACUUGUGAUUAUCUGAACACUAGUUUAAGCAACGGUGGGAGCAAUAUCAACAGUGUGAUACCAUGUUCGAAAGGUACAGGUGCGUUAGGAGUGAGCGAUCCAGUAAUAACGGGUCAGCGAACUUAUUUGCUUGGUAGUACCAGUAACAAUAGAAGCAAUAACAAUGGCAGCGGAAGGCAAAUAGAUACAAUGAAUAUGUCAAAAAAUUAUGAUACCUCUUCAGGAAAUAGCUAUCAAGUGCAGCAGCAUUAUGUUCCUAUGCGAUCAUCAUUCAGAUCGUCAAAUACAACUGAACGAAAGUCAAAUCGUUCAUCGUCCAAAAAAGAACCAAUGGAUCCAAAGAAUGUUGAAGAAGAAGUGGCUAGGAAUGUUUCGCAGAUUCUAAGCGCAUCACUGAAUCAGAAGUCAUCAUCAGGUUUUUCGUCAACAGCAGGAGGAUCAGGUGUAAAUGGCUCAUCCAGCAGCACUACUACUGCAUCACUGUGUUCUGCAGCAACAGCUAAGAAAUCAUUUACUUGCGUUGAUUGUCAUAAAACUGUAAGCACCUCUCGUAAUUUACAGCGUCAUCGGAUGUCCUGCAAAUUAGCGCAGGCAUCGUCAAAUUCCGGAAAAUCGAUGACAGCUGGCGCUGGACAACUUCAAGCAACUGUUAUCACCAUGCCUUUAAAUUCCACACAAAUUAAUGGAUUAUCAAAUGCAUAUUCGACUGAUCAGAGGUGUAUGAAUAGCGCAACAACAAGUUCAGUCUCAUCAUCAGGAAUAGUACCAGUGACAAACGUUGUUCCUGUAUCUUAUAACAAUAAUUUAGCCGAGUCACUUAGUGGUACCGUUGAUGUCUCAUCGGUUAGCAGUCAACGAACCGCACAAAUUUAUACCCCUCAACCGGAAAUGAUUACUCCGGAUGAAAGGUUGAGACCAGUGUGUGAAGAUUCAUAUUUGGAUAAAGCAGUAGCAGAGAUGACACGAAAUGGUGAUUUAAACACAGUAACUGCUGGAAGGUUGGCUUCAAGCUUGUUAGAUGAAGAUGACCAUACAUUUUCGACGAUAUCCUUGCCAACAGCUACAACCGCAAUGGAUGAUUCCCAUCCGUUUCAAUCGCCUAUCCAAACAUCGAACAAUGAACCAGUUAAUCUUCCUAACUUUAUACAACACUCAGUGCAAAUCAAAAAAUCACUAUACCGAUGUGAAUCAUGUAACAAAACGGUCAGUUCGAGCAGAAGUUUGAAAAGGCAUCGUAGCACCUGUAAACAGUACCAGCUUCAAUAUGGGCAAUUGAGAGAAAACGCAUCUGAUAAUACCAGUUCCACAGCGGUUCCUAAAAGUGAACCACUUCUGUCAAAGUCGGUGAUUGAAUUAUCGUCUUCACAGGAACUGUUGUUGCAGCGACAAUCUCUUGCCUGUGUUGUUACUGAAUUGCCUAUCGUUAAUAAUACCGUUUCGUCGGCUUCCUGUAGUGCGCAGAUUCAACCAGAAGUUCAAAUCUCCAGUGUGGAAAGUAGUCUAGUACAAAAUCGAACAAAUAAUAAUAGUAUAGCAACAGCUGGCACAUCUGUCAGUGCAAAUGUUUGUGAGGAUUGUAACCGAAUUUUAUGUAGUGCAUCGAAUCUGAAACGACAUCGCGCGACAUGUAAAGCGGCUUCCGUGUUCAAACCCGGGAACAACAAACUUGAGGAUCGACAUUCAACCUCUGUUCUUACGACUUCAUUAAGCACUAUAGUAGAACAGCCACGUAGGGAAGAGCAACAAUAUAAAAACGGUCAAGUUGACGAACGUGAACGUUCAAACUCUGAUCGUUCGUCUGUUGCAAUGCUUGCUGCAACAAAAGAGGCACAAAGUGUAGCUGUAGCUGCAGCAACCAUCGACACUGCUAAUUAUUCCAAAGCAACCGCAAAUGCAGCACAGCAACGGUUGAGCAAUGAUGCAUCGGUUACUUAUAUCACAUAUGAUACUAAUAUAAUGUCACUACAGCAGCAGCAACAGCAACAACAACAACAACAGAUUGCAACUGAAGUGCAGCCAAUUUCGCAGCUGGAAUCACUGAAACUCGGAGCUGCUAAAGCCAAACCAUGGAUAACUGUUGGUGAACAUUUGCGAGCACGACAUAAUCAACGUAUCAUCCAGCAACGACAGCAACAACAACAACAACAACAACAGCAGCAGCAACAACAACAACAACAACAACAACAACAGCAGCAACAACAACAACAACAACAGCAACAAAUAAUAGAAAUGCAGCGACAACGCGAAUUAACCACACCGUAUGUACCGGAAGCAUUGGGCACUUAUGCGCAGGCAGCAACAACGCCUGUUGCUUAUACUGAAGAAAGUAUUUCAACCCGAUUACGGCAGCAACUUCCGAGUUCUGUAUUGACGUACAAUGAGAAUAAUGUCAGUAAUGACGACCAGCCCUCGAUGACCUUGAAGCAUAACGCUCCAAGACAGAUGUCCUAUUACACAACAAGGGUACAUUAUGAUGGUACUAGUGGCAUUAUCACUUGUGGUACUUACGAUCAGCAACAAAGGAGAAAUAGUUUUAAAAUGGAACCAUUAUUGAGUCCCCAUGAUACAUCUGCACGUGCCUCAGCACCACCAAUUCUAACAACUUCCACUACUCCAAGUAAUUAUUCUGGUACGACACAAGCACAGUUGCCAAAAAAUGAGAAAUAUGAAGCUCGGCCAUUGGCAAGUAUUAUCACCACUGCACCACUCUCCACGUCAUGCUCUGCAGCUGAUUCAAAUCAGUCUCAACGGCAGCAGAGUGCGAACUCUGCAGUGUUCACUACACCUGUGGUGUGUGACACUGUGCAGUCGCAACAACCAACACCAUCAGCUUCAUCAACAACACUUUAUCGGAGCAGUGAAAACAUAUCAUCUGCCGCAACUGAUAAUUAUCGUUAUGAAUGUCCUGAAUGUCAGAAAACUUAUUCUUGUCGGAAAAACGUCAAAAGACAUCGUAUAGCGGUACAUAAAUUGACACCUGAAGAAGUGGCCAAAAUUGAGCCUAUACGAGUGCUACUUACAAAUGAUAGUGAACAGAAACAACGACAACUGCAGCAACAACGACAGCGACAACUGAGAUUACUUCAAACUACCGAAUUAAAGAGUAUCAAAAGUCCGAAACUGUCUAUCGAAAAAUCAGAUAUGCACCACCAGCAACAACAUUCUUCUGACUUUGAAAACUGUACAAAUCAUUCAGUACCAAAUGUUAUGUUACCACAACAAAUGCACCUUCAAUUAGAACAGCGGCAACAGCAGCUGCUUCAUCAACGUCAACUGCAAUCACAGCUGCAACUCCAACAGACACAACUUCAGGAACAGCAGCAACAAAUCAUCUCAGGACCUGAUCACUGUAGAAGUUCUGCUGCAGUAACAUCAGUAAUACCUGUAAGCACGAGCUGGAGAUCUUGCAUUACACCUAUGCCGCCACCAACAUCGCAGAAUAUUGGUGCAUAUCAGUUAAGUGAAGAAGAGGGUGUACAACUGGCUGAAAUUGAGGAGGAUUUAAAACGAUCUGCAGAAUACAAACUGACCGAAGCAGAUAGUGAAUCGGAUAACAGGAGACCAGUGGCUGAAUUAGCAGAGGCUGAUACAACUUUUCAUGAAGAAUAUGAAGACAGCAUUGGACGAUUACAUCCGCCAUCACUGUCAUCAAAUGGCGGAGUUGUGUCACCACCAUCAAAUCCUCCUUCAAACAGUUCCGUUUCAUCAAACUAUCCCAUUACGAGUCCUAUGGCUCCUCAAGUAUCUUCUGUUAUAUCAGAAAACAGUGGUUUUGCGGCACAAUUACCGCCGAUUAAAGCUCCACCUCCUGUGUCACCGUCUCACUCUUCGCAGCAAAUGACAGUAAUGCAGAAUCGGGGUCUAUACCAUCAAUCUCAAUCGUGUAUCUCAUCAAAUGAGAGUCAAACGUUAAACCCAUUAUCGAUGAGUGGUAAUGCUGUGUUCACGAAACCAGCGAACGUUGUUCGUUCUCAAUACCUCCCGUCUAUAAAGCCUCCCUCGAUGCGAAAUUAUUUUCAUUCAUCACCAAAGCAAAAGCAACAUAUUUGCAUCGAUUGUAAUAGGGCACUUUCAUCAGAUUAUUCCCUUAAGCGACAUCGUUCGACAUGUGUAGAAGCGAAAGCUGCGGCUGCAGCAAAAGCAGUGGAUACUGUAACUUCUGAUGCAGACUUGCAAAAUGAUGAAUGCACAAAAACACAGUCAGAACAUUAUAAUGACUCCGGCAGUUCGAGAUCGUCUUCUUCGAUGCUUUCAAAUGGUCCAAUAGCUAAAGAACCUUCGUGUACAAAUACUUCAUCUUACGGUCCGAGGGAUUCAGAAUUACGGAUUUCCCAGCAGCUCACUCCAGUAUCUGCUAAGAAUACUGAUAUAAUAUUAUCUCAGACAUAUUCGUAUGACGAAGACGCGGAUAAUGGUGUGUUGUGUCGUGUUUGUGAUUGCUGGUUACCUGGACAGCGGGAAUUUGAUCGCCACUGCGAUGAACUGCAUCCAGUUGCUGCCGAUCCAGAUAGCACAACCGUACCCCAAACAUUUGAGCAAACAUCGUUACCAUCCGGAUCAAUAAUGUUGAGCACGGCAAUUUCAUCAGAAGUGAGUUUGAAUCCGUCCGGUCCCUACUCUGUUACUGCUGCAAACCGAAAGCGAGUGUCUUCGGAUUCUCUUGAGUCCGGAAGUUAUUUCAGCACUAAAAGUGGGCGGCAUUUAUGUCAGACAUGCGGGAAAUAUUAUUCGUCAGAAUGGAAUUUGGAAAGGCAUAGACGAGAAAGUUGUCCACUGCAUAUGAAACGGUUAAAAAGUAUUGCUGAUGAGAGAACAAGGUUGGCAAAGUUGGAACCAGUGGAUUUGUUGCAGUUUCAGACUACUCUAAGCACCAGAUGGGUGGAUGACUGCUCUUUAAUUGUCGGUGAAUCUCGAAUUGGUGUUCCGAGAGCGAUGCUUUCAAGAGCUUCAACAUAUUUCUCAUCUUUGUUUCAAUAUUAUGAAAAUCACAGCGAUGUUCCAUUACCGGUCCCUGUUGAUCCCAUCGCAUUUCAUCAAGCUGUGGAAGCAUUUAAGGGUCGUUUGCAACUUGACGGCAAAAAUAUUGACUGUAUAUUAUUUAUGGCAGAUAAGUUUAAAAUUAAACCUCUUUACGAUCGAUGCGAGCGUUUUAUCGCCGAGAAAUUGCCUUCAUCAUCAGUGAUGCAUGCCAUCCGGCUAGCAGAACAGUAUCGAAUGUGUGAAAUAAAACAGGCACUGUUCGAUUCUAUUUCUAUAGAUGUAUUUCGUAGUCUUGCAGCGGACGAAGAUUAUCGUCAGAUGGGUGCAGAAUUGAAAGCUGAACUGUUGGAAAAGUGGGGUACUUUCUUGUAA
Molecule: messenger RNA, 6387 nt
Organism: Brugia malayi
Lineage: Eukaryota; Metazoa; Nematoda; Chromadorea; Rhabditida; Onchocercidae
Product: BTB/POZ domain containing protein
Exons: 38
Coding region: 1-6387 (2128 amino acids)
Biological process (GO): regulation of transcription by RNA polymerase II
Cellular component (GO): nucleus
Molecular function (GO): transcription cis-regulatory region binding; protein binding
Source: RefSeq, a predicted model, not a curated record